ACCAAUUAUCGUUACCUGAGCCAUCUGCGUUUUUGAAUUGGCAAGAAUUUAUAAAUCGAAUACGGUGCAGUGGCACAACGGCCUGUCUAUCAAUCUACAGAUUGAGCAGAUUCAUAACACACGCUUAAUGUCCUAUUUGAUGUUACACGUUAUAAAAGUAAUGUCAACAGUGUGGGCCUGCGAAACCGGCAAGAUUCAAGCUAUAAAAAUUAAUACCACUGUUCAUGAUGUUCUUAACAGCACCAGCAACGGGAAAAUAAAAAAAGAGUUGUAUCUGUUUUCUUUGCAAAUAAUGUAUCGCGACAAUACAUUUUCUGCGGAAAAUUUUACUGUGGAUGCGACUCUUCUCACUGCGGCAAGUAAUCAAUUGAUAUUUACCUUAUAUAAAUUGAUUUAAAUUUCUUAAAAUUAAAAUACAGUUUUUAUUCUUUUAAA
Wasmannia auropunctata (little fire ant) is the source of this 435-nucleotide messenger RNA. Its product is annotated as putative gustatory receptor 28b. The transcript has 2 exons. The record is from RefSeq and is a predicted model, not a curated record. Bases 128 to 397 code for a protein of 89 amino acids. NCBI's taxonomy places the organism in Eukaryota, Metazoa, Arthropoda, Insecta, Hymenoptera, Formicidae.